Anthostomella pinea is the source of this 1632-nucleotide messenger RNA. The record is from the annotation of a GenBank genome assembly. NCBI's taxonomy places the organism in Eukaryota, Fungi, Ascomycota, Sordariomycetes, Xylariales, Xylariaceae.
AUGAAGUUCCGGUUAGGCAACCAAGCCGCCCAAAGGGAUACGCCCAGUGAGGUCUUCAACUGGAAACUCUACUGGGGCUGCUUCGUCUUCGGCAUUCUGGGCGCAGGCCGUGGUCUCGAUGAAGGUCUCGUCGGUGGCAUGAUCACAUUGCAAAGCUUCAAGAAUGAGUUCCCCUUGGACGAAGGUUCAGCCUCGGAACAAGCCAACCGCGAGUCGAACAUCACAAGCAUGGUCCAGCUGGGCUCCAUCGUCGGCGCUCUGCUGGCUUUCCUGCUUUGCGACCGGCUCGGUCGGGUGCGGUCGCUCCAGGUCCUGUGCGUGCUGUGGCUCGCUGGCUUCAUAAUCGUGGUCACGAGUUAUGGCAGCAUCGGCCAGAUCCUGGCUGGUCGCUUCAUCGCCGGCUUGGGUAUUGGUAUGACUGUCGUCGUAGGUCCCACAUACCUGGCCGAGACAGCCCCGAGGGCCGUCCGUGGUAUGCUUACGAAUAUCUUCGCCGGCGCUGUCUACCUCGGUGUCAUGAUAGCCUAUUUCUCAAAUUAUGGAGCAUCGAUCAAUCUGUCGAACGAUUCAAGAAGUCAAUGGGUGGCACCGCAGACCGCUCAUAUCGGAUUUGCUGGCAUGAUCCUCAUCUGCUCCUUCACCCUCAGCGAGACUCCUCGCUUUCUCACCAUAAGGGGCAAACACGAGGAGGCCACCAAGGCCCUGUGUCGCCUCCGACAGCUGCCGGAAUCCCACCCAUUCAUACAAGCGGAACUCGGCGGCAUGCGCGAGCAGCUUGAGCGCGAGCAAGAAGCAACCCACGGCGUCUCCGUGUGGGGAAAGCUUCGUGAGAUGUUCAUGAUCCCCGCCAACCGGUACCGCUUCAUGCUGGGGCUCAUGGCGCAGGUUCUCGGCCAGUGGUCGGGUGCCAGUGCCAUCACCAUCUACGCGAACGAGUUCUUCGGCAUCUUGGGCAAGUCGGGCCAAUCCGAGACACUGUUGACGACGUGCAUCCUCGGUGUAGUAAAGUUCAGCUCGGCAUACCUCUGCGCCUUCUUUUUGAUCGACUUCAUCGGCCGGCGCCGCUCCCUGUACGCCGGCAUCACCAUUCAGACCAUCGCCAUCGCGUACGUGGCCGGGUACGUCGGGAUCGUGGGAACCGACCGCCUCGAUGCAGGAAACUUGACCCCGGCUAUGCAGCGCGGAGGCGUUGGGGCUAUCGCCAUGAUCUAUAUAUCAGGCGUCGGCUGGACCAUGGGCUGGAACUCGUUCCAAUACCUUGUCAACGCUGAGAUCUGGCCGCUAAGGCUCCGAGCACUGGGCUCUUCCAUCACGAUGUGCCUCCAUUUUGUGAACCAGUUUGGAAAUACCAAGGCCGUCCCUGAAAUGCUGCUGGCUAUGAACAGCUGGGGUUUCUUCACAUUCAGCUGUGCCAUCGGCCUUGUGGGACUUAUUUGGGUGUGGUUCUUUGUUCCUGAACUGUCAGGUGUCUCGAUCGAAAACACCGAUGACCUGUUCUCGCUCCCUUGGUACCAGAUUGGCCGUCAUGGACAUAAGUUCGUCCUGAAUCAGGAGGGAGCCAGAGCUGUACGUCCUGAGAAGGAAGAGAGUGAGGUCGAAGAACACGAGGUGGCGUACAGUCAAAGGGUGUAA